AUGUCUCUGUUAUCUCGCCUCCGCCAUGCUACGCUCGCCCACCACACUCGCCACCUCUCCACCGCCGCCUCAGUCUCCACCAAGGACAAGACCAGAGCUGCCCUCUCUCUCCUCAAGGCCGAGAAAGACCCCACCAAAAUCCUCGAAAUCUGCAAAACCGCGUCCCUAACCCCCGAGUCUCACCUUGACCGCGUCACCUUUUCCGUCGCCAUCAACAAGCUCAGAGACGAUAACCACUACGACUUGAUCCGCCAAUUCCUCGACGAUCUGUUCGUCUCCCGCCCCGACCUCAAAACGCAGCGUUUCGCUUCCCACGCUAUCGUCCUCUACGGCCAGGCCGAUAUGCUCGACGACGCUGUUCGCACUUUCGAACAGUGCGACGGAAUGGGUAUCCCUCGGAACGUGAAAACGCUCAACGCUCUGUUGCUUGCUUGCAUUUUUGCCAAGAAUUACAAGGAGGUAAACAGGGUUUUUCUAGAGUUCCCAAAAGUUUAUGGGAUUGAGCCCAAUUUGGAUACUUACAAUUAUGUGAUCAAGGCGUUUUCGGAGUCUGGUUCGACGAGCUCGGCCUAUUCGGUGUUGGCCGAGAUGGAGAGGAAGAAUGUGAAGCCGGAUGCGAAUACUUUUGGGCAUUUUCUUACAGGGUUUUAUACUGAGAUGAAGUUUGAAGAUGUUGGGAAGGUGACGAAUUUGAUGGAGAAGCAUGGGUUUCAACCUGGGCUUAGUACAUAUAACAUUAGGAUCAAGAGUUUGUGCAAGUUGAGGAGGUCUGCGGAAGCCAAGGCAUUGUUAGAUGGAAUGUUGUCUAGGGGUAUGAAGGCAAAUGCAGUCACUUACUGCCAUUUGAUUCAUGGGUUUUGCAGGGAAAGCAAUUUGGAUGAAGCAAAGAAGCUGUUUAAGAAUAUGGUGAACAGGGGCUUCCAGCCUGAUUCUAACUGCUAUCAUACUCUUGUUCACUUUCUAUGCAAAGGUGGGGAGUUUGAGAGUGCUUUGCAGUUUGCUAAAGAGAGUAUUGAGAAGAAUUGGGUUCCGAAUUUCGCAACGAUGAAGUCCCUUGUGGAAGGGCUUGUGAGCAUUUCCAAGGUAUCAGAGGCUCGGGAGCUUGUUGGGCAAAUGAAGGAGAGAUUCACAGUAAAUCAAGAUCAGUGGAAUGAAAUUGAAGCAGGCUUGCCACAGUAA
This is a messenger RNA of Prunus armeniaca (apricot), 1179 nucleotides long. The record is from the annotation of a GenBank genome assembly. Lineage: Eukaryota; Viridiplantae; Streptophyta; Magnoliopsida; Rosales; Rosaceae.